AGCCCGGAGCAGCCAGCAGCGAGAGCGCGGCGGAUACGGAGCGGCGGUUUCCUGUCUGUGGUGCUGGUGCACAUGAGAUCACAGUGAGAUCUGUGCAGACUGCUGUCUGCCCCCUUUCCCCCACCACAACAGCCCGGUCUGUCCCAUCUGCCACCAUGGCUUUUGUGCCCGCACCCAGCCCCACUGUGGUCGACCAGACUACACUUAUGAAGAAAUACCUGCAGUUUGUGGCAGCACUCACAGACGCUAACACACCUGAUGAAACUAAGCUAAAGAUGAUGCAGGAGGUCAGCGAGAACUUUGAGAAUGUGACAUCUUCGCCUCAGUACUCCACCUUCUUGGAACACAUAAUCCCUCGCUUCCUCACGUUUCUUCAGGAUGGAGAGGUUCAAUUCCUCCAAGAAAAACCUACACAGCAAUUGAGAAAGCUGGUGCUGGAAAUCAUCCACCGCAUUCCAACAAAUGAACACCUUCGCCCACACACCAAGAACAUCCUGUCUGUCAUGUUCCGCUUCCUAGAGAUUGAAAGUGAGGAAAAUGUGCUGAUAUGCCUUCGCAUCAUUAUUGAGCUGCACAAACAGUUCCGGCCUCCAAUCUCUCAGGAGAUUCAUCACUUUCUAGACUUUGUGAAGCAGAUUUACAAAGACCUUCAGAAAGUUGUUCUCAGGUACUUUGAGAACCCGCAGGUGAUAGCAGAGAACACGGUUCCCUCCCCAGAAAUGGUAGGGAUGAUCACGUCGGUGUUGGUCAAGACUGCACCUGAGAGGGAAGACAGCGAAACACGAACACACACCAUCAUCCCACGGGGGUCCUUGUCUCUCAAAGUGCUGGCAGAGCUGCCUAUCAUAGUGGUGCUGAUGUAUCAGCUAUAUAAGCUGAACAUUCACAAUGUGGUGUCAGAGUUUGUACCCCUCAUCAUGAACACCAUCGUGCUCCAGGUGUCACCACAGGCCAGGCAACACAAGCUUUAUAACAAGGAGUUGUAUGCAGACUUCAUUGCUGCGCAGAUCAAGACUCUGUCAUUUCUAGCCUACAUCAUCCGAAUCUACCAGGACCUGGUAGGGAAGUACUCUCAGCAGAUGGUAAAGGGCAUGCUGCAGCUGCUGACCAACUGCCCCUCUGAGACUGCUCACCUCCGCAAGGAACUGCUUAUUGCAGCCAAGCACAUCCUUACAACGGACCUACGUAGCCAGUUUAUACCUUGUAUGGACAAACUUUUCGAUGAAUCCAUCCUGAUCGGUUCUGGUUACACUGCUCGGGAGACUCUUAGACCCUUGGCCUACAGCACACUAGCAGACCUGGUGCACCACGUUCGUCAGAACUUGCCCCUGACAGAUUUAUCCCUAGCUGUGCAGCUCUUCGCCAAGAACAUUGAUGACGAGUCACUUCCCAGUAACAUCCAGACAAUGUCCUGCAAGCUGCUGCUUAACCUGGUAGACUGCAUCCGGUCAAAGUCGGAGCAAGAGAACGGCAAUGGACGAGACAUCCUGAUGAGGAUGCUGGAGGUGUUUGUGCUGAAGUUUCACACCAUUGCACGGUACCAGCUUGUCUCCAUCUUCAAAAAGUGCAAGCCUCAGUCAGAGAUGGGUGUGGUCGACCCGGGGGUGUUACCCGGGGUACCAGCCACACCCACCCCAUCCACCACCCCCGCCCUUCCACCUCCCGCUCCUGCUACGCCCGUUGCCGCGCCGCCUCCACCCCCAACAACGUCCUUUGACCGAACUGGUGAGAAGGAAGACAAGCAGACCUUUCAGGUGUCGGACUGCCGCAGCUUAGUCAAGACUCUGGUGUGCGGCGUAAAGACAAUUACUUGGGGCAUCACCUCUUGCAAGGCCCCAGGAGAGGCUCAAUUCAUUCCUAACAAGCAGCUUCAGCCAAAGGAGACACAGAUCUACAUUAAGCUGGUAAAAUACGCCAUGCAGGCCUUGGACAUCUACCAGGUUCAGGUUGCCAAUAACCAGCAGACGUACAUCAGGGUGGCCAACUGUCAGACUGUACGCAUGAAGGAGGAGAAGGAAGUUCUGGAGCACUUUGCCGGGGUCUUCACCAUGAUGAACCCCCUCACAUUCAAGGAGAUUUUUCAGACAACUGUGCCGUACAUGGUGGAGAGGAUCUCGAAGAACUACGCACUGCAGAUUGUGGCAAAUUCUUUCCUGGCCAACUUGUCAACGUCUGCUCUAUUUGCCACCAUCCUAGUAGAGUAUCUUCUUGAGAGACUACCAGAGAUGGGCUCCAAUGUUGAGCUCUCAAACCUUUACCUCAAACUCUUCAAACUAGUAUUUGGCUCUGUGUCACUGUUUGCUGCUGAAAAUGAGCAGAUGCUCAAGCCACACCUCCACAAGAUUGUGAACAGCUCCAUGGAGCUGGCCCAGUCAGCUAAGGAACCCUACAACUACUUCCUGCUUCUCCGGGCUCUCUUCCGCUCCAUUGGUGGAGGCAGUCAUGAUCUGCUCUACCAGGAGUUCCUACCCCUUCUACCUAACCUGCUGCAAGGUCUGAACAUGCUGCAGAGUGGCCUUCACAAACAGCACAUGAAGGAUCUAUUUGUGGAGUUGUGUUUGACGGUGCCAGUGCGUCUGAGCUCCUUGCUGCCGUACUUACCCAUGCUCAUGGAUCCGCUGGUGUCUGCCCUCAAUGGCUCUCAGACUCUGGUCAGCCAGGGCCUUCGCACCCUGGAGCUGUGUGUGGACAACCUUCAGCCUGACUUCCUCUACGACCACAUUCAGCCUGUUAGGGCCGAGCUCAUGCAGGCCUUGUGGCGUACCCUCCGUAACCCGGCUGAGAGCAUCUCUCAUGUAGCCUACCGGGUGUUGGGAAAGUUCGGUGGCAGCAACAGGAAGAUGCUGAAGGAGUCUCAGAGGCUGCAUUAUGUGGUGACUGAGGUCCAAGGACCUAGCAUCAAGGCCGAAUUCACUGACUGCAAGGCGUCCAUACAGCUACCUAUGGAGAAGGCGAUAGAGACCGCUCUAGACUGUCUGAAGAGUGCCAACACCGAGCCCUACUACAGACGACAGGCCUGGGAGGUCAUUAAGUGUUUCCUGGUGGCCAUGACCAGCCUGGAUGACAACAAGCAUGCUCUCUACCAGCUUCUGUCUCAUCCCAACUUCGCUGAAAAGUGGAUCCCCAAUGUCAUCAUCUCUCACCGCUACAAAGCACAAGACACGCCUGCCCGCAGAACUUUUGAACAGGCCCUGACUGGGGCAUUCAUGUCUGCUGUGAUAAAGGACCUGAGGCCCAGCGCACUGCCCUUCGUGGCCAGCCUGAUUCGCCAUUAUACCAUGGUCGCUGUGGCUCAGCAGUGUGGUCCGUUCCUGCUGCCGAGCUACCAGCUGGGCAGCCAGCCAAGCACAGCCAUGUUCCACAGUGAGGAGAACGGCUCAAAGGGCAUGGAUCCGCUGGUUCUGAUUGAUGCCAUAGCUAUCUGCAUGGCCUACGAGGAGAAGGAGCUUUGUAAGAUUGGAGAAGUGGCCCUGGCCGUCAUUUUCGACGUCGCCAGCAUCAUUCUUGGCUCCAAGGAGAGGGCAUGCCAGCUGCCCCUGUUCUCCUACAUUGUGGAGCGACUGUGCGCCUGCUGCUAUGAGCAGGCCUGGUAUGCCAAGCUCGGCGGCGUGGUGUCCAUUAAGUUCCUAAUGGAGAGACUGCCUCUGAUCUGGGUGCUACAGAACCAGCUCACCUUCCUCAAGGCCCUGCUCUUUGUCAUGAUGGACCUCACAGGAGAGGUGUCAAAUGGAGCAGUAGCCAUGGCUAAGACCACCCUGGAGCAGUUGCUUGUGCGCUGUGCCACUCCACUGAAAGAUGAAGAAAAGACUGAGGAGCUUCUGGCUGCCCAGGACAAGUCUUUCCAUAUGGUCACGCAUGACCUGGUCCGAGAGGUCACCUCCCCCAACUCAACCGUCAGAAAGCAGGCCAUGCACUCCCUGCAGGUGCUAGCCCAGGUCACCGGCAAGAGCGUAACUGUCAUCAUGGAACCACACAAAGAGGUGUUGCAAGAUAUGGUUCCCCCCAAGAAACACCUGCUCCGCCACCAGCCUGCCAACGCCCAGAUCGGCCUGAUGGAGGGCAACACCUUCUGCACCACCCUGCAGCCCCGCCUCUUUACUAUGGACCUCAAUGUCAUGGAGCACAAGGUCUUCUACACAGAGCUGUUGAACCUGUGUGAGGCAGAGGAUGCUGCUCUGAUGAAGCUGCCCUGUUAUAAGAGCCUUCCCUCACUGGUUCCCCUCCGCAUCGCUGCUCUUAAUGCCCUUGCAGCUUGUAACUACUUGCCACAGUCCAGAGAGAAGAUCAUUGCUGCCCUGUUUAAAGCCCUCAACUCCACCAACAAUGAACUGCAGGAAGCGGGCGAGGCAUGUAUGAGGAAGUUCCUGGAAGGCGCAACCAUUGAGGUGGACCAGAUCCACACUCACAUGCGGCCCCUACUGAUGAUGCUGGGUGACUACCGCAGCCUGACGCUCAACGUGGUGAACCGCCUAACCUCCGUCACACGGCUUUUCCCCAACUCCUUCAAUGACAAGUUCUGUGAUCAGAUGAUGCAACACCUGAGGAAGUGGAUGGAAGUGGUUGUAAUAACACACAAGGGAGGCCAGCGCAGUGAUGGCAGUCCUGCGUUGGAGGGCGUUGAGGAGAUGAAGAUCUGUUCUGCCAUCAUUAACCUUUUCCACCUGAUCCCAGCCGCACCUCAGACUCUGGUCAAACCUCUGCUGGAGGUGGUCAUGAAGACCGAGAGGGCCAUGCUCAUAGAGGCCGGCAGUCCAUUCAGGGAGCCUUUGAUCAAGUUCCUGACACGUCACCCAUCUCAGACAGUGGAGCUGUUCAUGAUGGAGGCUACGCUGAACGACCCCCAGUGGAGCCGCAUGUUCAUGAGUUUUCUGAAACACAAAGAUGCCAAGCCCCUAAGAGACGUGCUGGCUUCUAAUCCCAACCGCUUCGUCCCCCUGCUGGUUCCCGCUGGCACUGCAGCAACUGUUCGACCUGGAUCUCCCUCCACCAACACAGCCAGAUUGGACCUGCAGUUUCAGGCUAUCAAGAUUAUCAGCAUCAUAGUGAAGAAUGAUGAGGGUUGGCUGGCAGGGCAGCACUCAUUGGUCAGCCAGCUGAGGCGAGUCUGGGUCAGUGAGGCCUUCCAGGAAAGGCAUCGCAAAGACAACAUGGCUGCCACCAACUGGAAGGAGCCGAAGCUGCUGGCCUACUGCCUGCUUAGCUACUGCAAGCGCAACUACUCAGAGAUCGAGCUGCUUUUCCAGCUGCUGCGGGCCUUCACAGGUCGCUUCUUAUGCAACAUGACCUUCCUGAAGGAGUAUAUGGAGGAGGAGAUUCCCAAGAACUACUCCAUUGCCCAAAAACGGGCCCUGUUCUUCCGCUUCGUUGAGUUCAAUGACCCACACUUCAAUGACGAGCUUAAAGCUAAGGUGUUGCAGCACAUCCUGAAUCUAGCCUUCCUGCACAGCUUUGAGAAGGGGGAAGGGGAGCAGCUUCUUGGACCGCCCAACCCUGAAGGAGACAAUCCUGAAAGCAUUACCAGUGUCUUCAUCACUAAGGUUCUGGACCCAGAGAAGCAGGCCGAUUUGCUGGACUCACUGCGAAUCUGCCUGCUGCAGUUCUCCACCCUGCUGGUGGAGCACGCACCGCACCACAUUCAUGACAAUAACAAGUCACGCAACAGCAAGCUGCGGCGCCUCAUGACCUUCGCCUGGCCAUGCCUACUGCCCAAAGCCUGCGUGGAUCCUGCCUGUAAAUACAGUGGCCACUUACUUCUGGCCCACAUCAUUGCAAAAUUCGCCAUUCACAAGAAGAUUGUGCUGCAGGUCUUCCACAGCCUGCUGAAGGCCCACACCAUGGAGGCCCGGGCCAUCGUACGGCAGGCCAUGGCCAUCCUGACCCCAGCUGUGCCCGCCCGCAUGGAGGACGGCCACCAGAUGUUGACCCACUGGACUCGCAAAAUCAUUGUGGAGGAGGGACACACUGUACCACAGCUGGUCCACAUACUACAUCUCAUUGUGCAGCACUUCAGGGUGUACUACCCUGUGCGCCACCACCUGGUGCAGCACAUGAUCAGUGCGAUGCAGCGUCUGGGCUUCACCCCCAGUGUGACCAUCGAGCAAAGGAAACUGGCUGUGGACCUGGCUGAGGUGGUCAUCAAAUGGGAGUUACAGAGGAUCAAAGACCAGCAGCCGGAGUCCGAGGCUGAAGUAGGGGCUGGCGGUGAAGGCACUAGCGCUGCUGCUGUGAAAAGAGGACUGUCUCUGGAAGCUGCUGCUGCUGCUGCUGGACAAGACGCCAAGAGGUUCCGCACAGCAUCCGGAGCUGCCUCCGCGGUGUUUGGCCGCAGCCAGUCCAUGCCAGGUACAGAGACCAUGCUCACAAAGCCUGUCGAGAAACAACAUACGGACACUGUGGUCAACUUCCUCAUCAGGAUUGCAUGCCAGGUGAACGACAGCACCAAUGUGGCUGGGUCUCCGGGGGAACUGCUGUCCCGUCGCUGUGUUAGCCUCAUGAAGUCUGCCCUCAGGCCUGACAUGUGGCCUCGCGCCGAGCUCAAGCUACAGUGGUUUGACAAGCUGCUUAUGACAGUGGAGCAGACAGCACAGGCUAACAUCUCUAACAUCUGCACUGGACUGGAGAUUCUCUGCUUCCUGCUGACAGUGCUGCAGUCCCCAGCCAUCCUGGCCCAUUUCAAACCCCUCCAGCGGGGCAUCGCUGCAUGCAUGACCUGCGGCAACACCAAAGUCCUGCGGGCUGUCCAUUCUCUCCUUUCUCGCCUCAUGAGCAUCUUCCCCACUGAGCCUAGCACAUCAACAGUGGCAUCUAAGUAUGAGGAAUUGGAGUGUCUGUAUGCUGCUGUGGGCAAGGUCAUCUAUGAAGGACUUACCAACUAUGAAAAAGCCACAAGCAACACUAACCCCACACAGCUCUUCGGAACACUGAUGAUCCUGAAGUCCGCCUGCAGUUACAAUGCCAGCUACAUCGACCGCCUCAUCUCGGUGUUCAUGCGCUCACUACAGAAGAUGGUGCGGGAACACCUGAGCCCCCAGCAGGCCAACCCAGGGGUCACUGAAACCAGCACAGUGACCAGUGAGCUGGUGAUGCUGAGUCUUGACCUGGUGAAGACUCGACUGUCUGUCAUGAGCAUUGAAAUGAGGAAGAACUUCAUCCAGGUCAUCCUCACUUCGCUGAUUGAGAAGUCACCUGACCCCAAAAUCCUCCGGGCUGUUGUUAAAAUUGUUGAAGAGUGGGUGAAAAACAAUUCUCCCAUGGCUGCGAAUCAGAUGCCUAACAUACGUGAGAAGUCCGUCUUGCUGGUGAAGAUGAUGACCUACAUAGAGAAGCGUUUCCCCGAUGAACUUGAGUUAAACGCCCAGUUCCUGGACCUCGUUAAUUACGUCUACAGGGAUGAGAGCCUUUCAGGAAGUGACAUCACCUCCAAGUUGGAGCCAGCCUUCCUCUCGGGGCUCCGGUGCACUCAGCCACUGAUCAGAGCCAAGUUCUUUGAGGUGUUUGACGCCUCCAUGAAGCGCCGUGUCUAUGAGAGGCUGCUCUACAUCUGCUGCUCUCAGAACUGGGAGGCCAUGGGCAGCCACUUCUGGAUCAAACAGUGCAUAGAGCUGCUGCUGGCAGUGUGUGAGCGAAACACCAUCAUCGGCACCAGCUGCCAGGGAUCCAUGCUGCCUUCCAUCACUAACGUCAUCAACCUGGCUGACAGCCAUGACCGCGCCGCCUUUGCCAUGGCAACGCAUGUCAAGCAGGAGCCGCGUGAGAGAGAGAACAGUGAGACCAAGGAGGAGGAUGUGGAGAUAGACAUAGAGUUAGCACCAGGUGACCAGACUGCCAUCCCCAAGACUAAGGAGCAGGCUGAGAGAGAUGCAGGCAACCAACUGCACAUGCUGACAAACCGCCAUGACAAGUUUCUAGACUCACUACGGGAGGUCAAGACGGGGGCACUUCUGAACGCUCUUGUCCAGCUUUGUCACAUCUCCACACCGCUGGCUGAGAAGACCUGGGUUCAGCUUUUCCCUCGCCUCUGGAAGAUCCUCUCUGACAGGCAGCAGCAUGCUUUGUCAGGAGAAAUGAGUCCUUUCCUGUGCAGUGGCAGCCACCAGGCCCAGAGGGACUGUCAGCCCAGCGCCCUAAACUGCUUUGUUGAGGCCAUGUCCCAGUGUGUGCCUCCUAUUCCCAUCCGCCCCUGUGUGCUGAAGUACUUGGGCAAGACACACAACCUCUGGCUACGCUCCACUCUAAUGCUGGAGCAGCAGGCCUUUGAAAAGGGCCUCAGCCUGCACAGCAAACCCAAGCAGAGCACAGAGUUCUAUGAGCAGGAGAGCAUCACACCACCUCAACAGGAGAUUUUGGACUCCCUAGCAGAGCUCUACUCUCUGCUCCAAGAGGAGGACAUGUGGGCCGGCUUGUGGACGAAGAGGUGCAAGUUCCCUGAGACCGCCACAGCCAUUGCCUACGAGCAGCAUGGUUUCUUUGAACAGGCCCAAGAGAGCUACGAGAAAGCAAUGGAGAAGGCUAGAAAAGAGCACGAGAGGAGCAACGUCUCGCCAGCCAUCUUCCCUGAGUACCAGCUCUGGGAGGACCACUGGAUACGCUGUUCUAAGGAAUUGAACCAGUGGGAACCUCUGACAGAAUACGGCCAAUCUAAAGGCCACUCAAACCCUUAUCUCAUGCUCGAGUGUGCUUGGAGGGUUUCCAAUUGGGCUGCCAUGAAGGAGGCUCUGGUACAGGUGGAGCUGAGCUGUCCUAAGGAGAUGGCGUGGAAGGUGAACAUGCACCGUGGCUACCUGGCCAUCUGCCACCCAGAGGAGCAGCAGCUCAACUUCAUAGAGCGGCUGGUGGAGAUGGCCUCCAGCCUGGCCAUCCGCGAGUGGAGGAGGUUGCCUCACAUCGUCUCCCACGUGCACACGCCACUGCUGCAGGCGGCACAGCAAAUCAUUGAGCUGCAAGAAGCGGCCCAAAUUAAUGCAGGGCUUCAGCCAGCUAACCUGGGCCGCAACACCAGCCUCCACGACAUGAAGACAGUGGUGAAAACCUGGAGGAACCGACUGCCCAUCGUUUCUGAUGACCUGUCCCACUGGAGCAGCAUCUUCAUGUGGCGCCAGCACCAUUACCAAGCCAUAGUGACUGCGUAUGAGACGAACACACAGCAUGAUCCAAACAACAACAAUGCCAUGUUGGGAGUUCAUGCCUCGGCUUCCGCUAUCAUUCAGUAUGGAAAGAUAGGACGCAAACAGGGUUUGGUGAAUGUGGCUCUGGAUAUUCUGAGUCGUAUCCAUACCAUCCCCACAGUGCCCAUUGUUGACUGCUUCCAGAAGAUCCGACAGCAGGUCAAAUGUUAUUUGCAGCUGGCCGGCGUCAUGGGCAAGAAUGAGUGCAUGCAGGGUUUGGAGGUGAUAGAGUCGACCAACCUGAAGUACUUCACCAAGGAGAUGACAGCUGAGUUCUACGCUCUGAAGGGCAUGUUCCUGGCUCAAAUCAACAAGUCAGAGGAGGCCAAUAAGGCCUUUUCGGCAGCAGUACAGAUGCACGAUGUCCUGGUGAAGGCCUGGGCCAUGUGGGGUGACUACCUGGAGAACAUCUUUGUCAAGGACCGCCAGCUCCACUUGGGAGUGUCUGCCAUUACCUGCUACCUUCAUGCCUGCCGCCAUCAAAACGAGAGCAAGUCUCGCAAAUACCUAGCAAAGGUGUUGUGGCUACUCAGCUUUGAUGACAAGAACACCCUGGCAGAUGCUGUGGACAAGUACUGCAUUGGAGUCCCGCCUAUCCAGUGGUUGGCAUGGAUACCGCAGCUCCUGACCUGCCUGGUCGGUUCAGAAGGAAAACCUCUGCUCAACUUAAUCAGCCAGGUGGGACGAGUGUACCCCCAGGCUGUCUACUUCCCUAUCCGCACCCUUUACCUGACGCUCAAGAUCGAGCAGAGGGAGCGCUACAAAAGUGAUGCAUCUGGACAACAGCAGCCCAGUUCAGUGGGGGCCCAGCCUCACUCAGCGGCCUCUGACCCGGGGCCUAUCCGGGCCACUGCCCCGAUGUGGCGCUGCAGCCGGAUCAUGCACAUGCAGCGUGAGCUACACCCCACUUUGCUCUCCUCCCUGGAGGGCAUCGUGGACCAGAUGGUGUGGUUCAGGGAGAACUGGCAUGAAGAGGUGAGAAGAACAAAGGUGCUGCUUAAAUGUGUGUUUGACUUUGUUGCUACGUCUGUGCUCACGCAGCCAGGCAUCGCCGGGGCUUCUGCGUCGCAGGGUGCCUGCCGACCAUCGCUACCCAGCUGUCCCCACACCGACGUGGGAGCAGGGUCGACAGAGACUGAAACCACACAAGCCUUCCAGAGCGGAACAAACAGGGUUUACAGAGCUGCUGAGCAGCCAAGCUCCCAUUCCCCGAACCACUUUUUCUCUUUGCCCCUACCAGACUUUGACUUUAGCGUGCCAGGCUCCAUGAAGCUUCACAAUUUGAUCUCCAAGCUGAAGAAGUGGAUCAAGAUCCUGGAGGCCAAGACUAAGCAGCUGCCCAAGUUCUUCCUCAUUGAAGAGAAAUGUCGCUUCCUCAGCAACUUUUCUGCACAGACGGCUGAGGUGGAGAUCCCUGGGGAAUUCCUCAUGCCCAAACCUACGCACUAUUACAUCAAGAUUGCAAGGUUCAUGCCCAGAGUGGAAAUUGUUCAGAAACACAAUACAGCAGCACGCCGUCUCUAUAUCCGCGGCCACAAUGGCAAGAUCUACCCUUACCUGGUGAUGAACGAUGCUUGCCUGACCGAGUCGCGCCGAGAGGAGAGGGUCCUGCAACUUCUCCGCCUCCUCAACCCCUGUCUGGAGAAGAGAAAGGAGACCACCAAGAGACACCUCUUCUUCACUGUGCCCCGAGUGGUGGCAGUGUCACCUCAGAUGCGGCUGGUAGAAGACAACCCUUCAUCUCUGUCAUUGGUGGAAAUCUACAAACAACGUUGUGCCAAGAAGGGCAUCGAACAUGACAACCCCAUUUCCAGAUAUUAUGAUCGUCUGGCCACUGUGCAGGCCAGAGGCACACAGGCUAGCCACCAGGUCCUGCGCGACAUCCUGAAGGAGGUGCAGGGGAACAUGGUGCCUCGCAGCAUGCUGAAGGAGUGGGCACUCCACACCUUCCCUAACGCCACCGAUUACUGGACCUUCCGGAAGAUGUUCACCAUCCAGCUGGCCCUCAUAGGUCUGGCCGAGUUUAUGCUCCACCUCAACAGGCUCAACCCCGAGAUGCUACAGAUAGCACAGGACACUGGAAAGCUGAACGUCUCCUACUUCCGCUUUGACAUCAACGACGCCACGGGCGACCUGGACGCUAACCGUCCUGUUCCAUUCCGCCUGACGCCAAACAUCUCAGAGUUCCUGACCACCAUUGGUGUCUCCGGCCCACUCACCGCCUCCAUGAUUGCCGUGGCACGAUGCUUCGCACAGCCAAACUUUAAGGUGGACGGCAUCCUGAAGGCAGUCCUCCGCGAUGAGAUCAUUGCGUGGCACAAGAAGACCCAGGAGGACACGUCCAUGCCUCUGUCCCCGGCCGGCCAACCAGAGAACAUGGACUCCCAGCAGUUGGUGUCAUUGGUCCAGAAGGCCGUCACGGCCAUCAUGACCCGCCUCCACAACCUGGCUCAGUUCGAGGGUGGAGAGAGUAAGGUCAACACGCUGGUGGCUGCAGCAAACAGCCUGGACAAUCUGUGUCGCAUGGACCCAGCCUGGCACCCCUGGCUCUGAGGAUACCCAGAGGAAAAGAUGAGGGGACACAAUGGAGGAGAACGACAAGGAUGGGAUGCAGGGAAAGAAAACGUGUUUUUGUUACGUAUCUGACAAACACACAGUUUGCGAAGUGGAAUCAGGUGGAAACAAAGGCCCUGGCUGUCACAUUGAUAGUCUGAAUAGGGCUUGCCAGUAUCCAUAAUAGUUAUAACUGGACUGCUAAAAUCUUUUUAUCAAACCACAAUUUCUCCUUCAAGUUAUAUUUAUUUUUAUAACUAAAUGACAGGGACUCUAUGUGUGAUGCCAGUUGCCCCUGUCUCACACGAAGACAGUCUAAAUAUUUGUGUAGGUCUCAUAAUGAGCCACACUCGUGUUUAUGGGAGUAUUUUUAUUUAAGAGAUGAGAAAAUGUUCUGUUGUUUGCUUUAGCUAUGUCUGUGUUGUAUUUCGCCUGCAUCAAGAGCUCACGAUUUUUACACUUACAUUUUUGCCCUCUAAAACAGCCGUUUGUUCUCCUCAAAUUUAUAUUUUUAUUUAACAUUUUUAUUAGUCAAAUGAGGAAUUUUGUGUUCCUGUGAAACAGAUGAUGCUCUUUAAUUUUUUGACCCACUGCCUAAACUUUAUUAGUAACAUGUUUGACUCAUCCAAAAGCCAUUUUACUUCCUAUUUCUUUUGUCUGUCCAUCAGCCCUGUUGUAAUGUAACAAAGUAAAACGUCCGGGCGAAUUGACACUGUAAUAAGCUACAGCUGCAAUGCAAAUAUGUCCUCCCCUUUUUGUAAAGGUACAAUGCUUUUUUCAACACAAGUAUUAUCUCUUGCCUUGUAAAUAAGCAUUUUGUUUUAAUAAAAUGCUCUUUUUUUUUAAAAUACA
Perca fluviatilis (European perch) is the source of this 12569-nucleotide messenger RNA. Its product is annotated as transformation/transcription domain-associated protein. The record is from RefSeq and is a predicted model, not a curated record. Gene Ontology annotation, molecular function: transcription coregulator activity; protein binding. The transcript has 73 exons. The coding region runs from base 156 to 11717 and encodes 3853 amino acids. NCBI's taxonomy places the organism in Eukaryota, Metazoa, Chordata, Actinopteri, Perciformes, Percidae. Gene Ontology annotation, cellular component: SAGA complex; NuA4 histone acetyltransferase complex; nucleus. Gene Ontology annotation, biological process: DNA repair; regulation of DNA-templated transcription.